AACACAAGAAAGGGAUGACACAUGCCUUAAUCGGAUCUUUUCUUUCUUAAUUCCAUAUUAUUAAAAACAUUUUCCGGAGAAGAAGACAAAACCAAAGCUUCUUGUCUGAAACGAACCAGCCAUUCUAAAGAUUUUUACAAACAACUUUUUCCCGAGAAAAUCUCAAGUUUGAGGAAGCGAGAAAGAGCAACAUGGAAGAAAAAGAAGAAGCAGGAGUGAUGGAUGAGAGAAUAUAUGUUGCACUAGGGAGAGAAAUAGCCAAUAACAAGUCAAAUCUGGCAUGGGUAUUAGAUAACUGUCAAGGGAACAAGAUCUGUAUCGUUCUUGUUCACCGACCUCCUCAAAUGAUUCCUGUCUUGGGUACCAAGUUCGAUGCUGCAACGGUAGAUGAAGAAUUAGUGAGAGCAUACAGAGAGAAACAAAAGGCGAAAACAGACAAGAUUCUUGAUGAGUACCUUAGAAUUUGCUUGCGGAAAGGGGUCCAAGCAGAGAAGCUGUGCGUUGAGAUGAACUCGAUCGAGAAAGGAAUUGUGCAGAUGAUUUCUGAGAACAAAGUCAGGAAGUUCAUCAUGGGAGCAGCUUCAGACAAACAUUUUUCAACGAAAAUGGAGGAUUUGAGAUCAAAGAAAGCCAUCUUCGUCUGCCAACAAGCUUCUGCUACUUGUCAUAUACGGUUUACCUGCAAAGGAUAUCUCAUCCAUACAAGGGAAGCUAGAAUGGAUGAAGUCCGAGCUCUCUCAGCUCUACUAUCUGACUUUCAACGGCUUGUCACCUCACAAAGUAGCGCCAAUUUAGAUCAAGACAGUGGAGGUUCAAAGAGGAAAAGUGAGCAUGAAGAGGGGGAGGAGGAGGAGAGAACAUCACGAACCAGCUCUUCUCGGUCUGCUAGUACAUUGUCAUACUUUGGAGGAUCUGAGGCUUCCUCAAGUGUAAGUGUAAUGGAAGAGAUAUCAAACCGUUCAUCUCCACCAUCUUUACCGGUAAGUCCUGCGAUCCUGAAUAAGAGAGAAUCCUUUCUUUUUGUUUCUUUCCUUUGCAUUUCACCUGGCUCAUGAAAUGCCUAACGGUGCUGAUCCACCAGUGCAGCGGAAUGGGACUGGGCAUGAUAACCUUCCUGAUUAACUCCACCAAACUCUGGCAAAGGCUUGCAAUUCAAAACCAUAAGCAUUGUGAAUGACCCCACCAUUACCUGAAAAGCUACAUAAAGAAGACGAGGACAAGAACAUAAAGCUACAAAGAUCUUGAUCACAUCUGUAAAUACAAUGUAGCUCAUAUUUGUAAACCCAAUUGUGAGGAGAAGCUGCUUUGAGUCCUCCACUCUCCUUAUCUUGUGAAUGUGAGGCUUUGUAAAUUAUCUUCUUUAUAUUAUUCUUGCGUUAAAAUUCAAAGAACAAAAAACAGAAAGAUAACCAACAAAUGAG
Arabidopsis thaliana (thale cress) is the source of this 1421-nucleotide messenger RNA. Its product is annotated as U-box kinase family protein. The record is from RefSeq and is marked reviewed. Gene Ontology annotation, molecular function: ubiquitin protein ligase activity. NCBI's taxonomy places the organism in Eukaryota, Viridiplantae, Streptophyta, Magnoliopsida, Brassicales, Brassicaceae. The coding region runs from base 192 to 1055 and encodes 287 amino acids. The transcript has 5 exons.